AUGAAAGCGAAAACAAGAACUGUUAAAACAUAUCCACUUCGGGACAAAAAAGAAAAAGAUGCAAAAGAAGCGAAGGCAGAAAGAAAAACAAAGAAGGAAAAUGCUGCGGUGAAAUCCAACAUCAAUGGUAAGAAUGGCCUUGAUCUUGACGACAAAGGUAAAGGAUUACAGUUAAGCGGUCCAAAGGUAAAGCAACCCAAAUCAGAACAAGGAUCGGGGAAAAAAGACUUAGAGAGUUACAGUGAAAAAAGUCCGCUUAUUCCGAAUGCGCAGAAAAAACAGUAUACGCUUGAGGUCGGUGACAUCCCAGAAAAAGACGCCACAGGCGGAAAUGGCGUAGGGGUUAGUUAUAGUAAUCCUGCAUUUACUGGACCAACAAGAAAAUCGUCGAAUGGAAAAGUUGACGCUAAACAGAAAAAGGAGUUAGAUGCAUUGAAGGAAGACUUUUUUGAACUUCUCGAUAGCAAUGAGGACAUUACAACAUCAACAGAAUGGAAGGCUGCAGAAGAAGUUGUAAAAGAAGAUCCCCGGUAUAAACGAGUUAGCAAAACUGAUGACGAGAUGGCAAAAUUGUGGUAUAAAGAAUACAUUGACGAGAAACAAAAGAAAGAUUUCCUUAGCUUGUUAGAGGAAAAGGCAAGGAAAAUAAAAGAAUGGGAAAGAGCGAAAUGGAAGAUAGACCAUGAUCCACGAUAUGUAGUUGUUGAAUAUACUAAACGUGAGAAAUGGUUUCAGGAGUACCGAUGGAGAAAAUGUAUAUUCAAUAGGAUCAAGUGGUCAAGUAACGUUCGCUCUGUCAACUUUGUAUGCUUCAUGACGUUAGCAGUUUUGUAUUGUCUGUUUGUCACAUGUUUCUAUUGUGUAUGGAGUUCAGACAUCCAGUGAAUACUUCCAAGGACCAGUCUGGAUUCUCGUGGAAUAGAGACAAAAAGAAAAGACAGUUGUACAUACUUGUAUUAAAUACACAAAUUAUGCAGGGUAUUUUACUGUAGAAUUUCAAUAUAUGAGCUGCGCCAUGUGACAACCAAUAUAGUGCGUUUGCGACCAGCAUGGAUCCAGACCAGCCUGCGCAUUCGCGCAGUCU
This is a messenger RNA of Mercenaria mercenaria, 1084 nucleotides long. RefSeq lists its product as uncharacterized. The transcript is spliced from 7 exons. The record is from RefSeq and is a predicted model, not a curated record. Lineage: Eukaryota; Metazoa; Mollusca; Bivalvia; Venerida; Veneridae. Gene Ontology annotation, molecular function: RNA polymerase binding; transcription coregulator activity. Gene Ontology annotation, cellular component: nucleus. The coding region runs from base 1 to 885 and encodes 294 amino acids.